AUGGAUCAAUCACAGCAGGAGAAAGAGAGAGAGAGAGCGGGACUCUCUCCCCCCGGUUGCUUCCCACGAUUCCUUUCCCGCACCCACGGUGCGGUGUGCACAGGUGCGGGAUCGGUUCCCUCGCCCUUCCCUUACCCCACUCCGUCCGACCUAAUAGAUGGAAUUCCGUUCCACCUGGUGCUCUUGUUACAUUCCUGUACAGAUGUUAUUGACACCGAUGUUGUAAAGAGAGUUCUUCCAUUUGUGGUUUCUGUUCUUCAGACUUAUUCAAAAGGAAACAUAGAUAACAAGGUUUCAUCUGUUGUUCCAAAAGGAAAAGGUGUUUCUUCAUCUGCAACUGUAGAGGUAGCUACCAUGUCAGCUAUUGCUAAUGCACAUGGAUUAAAUAUCAGUCCAAGAGAGCUUGCUUUACUUUGCCAAAAGGAUAAUGGGGCAAGGAGAUUAUGUGAUGCCAAAGUGCUUGGAUUUCAAUUAGAAAGAGCUUCAGGAAGAGAUAUCAGUAUCCCAGAAUGGUAUACUAAUGCUCAAAAUGAACUUGGUUUUCGUACAGGAUCACCACAAUCAUCUGAUGAUGCUAAUAAUAAUUUUAGCUUUUUUUAG
Molecule: messenger RNA, 600 nt
Organism: Lactuca saligna
Lineage: Eukaryota; Viridiplantae; Streptophyta; Magnoliopsida; Asterales; Asteraceae
Source: the annotation of a GenBank genome assembly